GUGGCUCUCGGUGUUUGUUAGCUGUCAGUUAGAGGAGCGGAGCGAUGCCUGCCGUCUGACCGCGGGGCUGAAACGACGGACUGGGAUUUAAAAUUUUCACCUUCUCGUGUGGAAUGAAGUCUUCUGUUCACAGAUCCAAACCCAAGCAAUAACAGGAACAAUGGUGACCAAAAAGAUCCGGACAGAAUAUAUGAAAAAGUUCAGAGAUCCUCGAUGGGAGACGUUCUCUAAAUGCUAUGAGGACUCUGUGAAGUACCGCCUGACCCGGCGGGUGAUGGAGCACUCCCACAAGCCCUGGUUCUGGGAGGGCUGGGACAGCGGCUCCGACUCCAGUGGCUGGUCCACUCCCAGGCUGACCAGGAACAAAGUGGCCCCCCUGUCCCUGCCACCGCCAACAUCUAUGGAGGGGAGGCAAACCAGCCCCGCGCCAAAGCCGCCCUCUGAGAAUGGAAAGGCUGAGGAGGGAGCUGCAGAAGAGGCUGUGGUAGACGCUGCGCCGCCUGCAGUGGUAGAAAACGGCGUGAACGAGGCCAGCGGGGAUUCAGUGGAGGCGGCCCCUCCUACCAGCGGACCCUCAGACGACACCGAUAACGGUCCUGCCGACACGCAGUCCUCUGACGGGGAGCCGGUAAACCCACCGCCGAGGAGGCGUCACCGGCGCCGCACACCUCGGUCUGAGCCCGAACACCGAGACGGUUCCCUGGAUGACAAGCCAGCCGUCAUCCGCAAACCGCCGAGAGCCAAGAGCCAACCAGCAAUCAGCACCAAGGAGAACCAGAGGUCAUCGAGCCGGAUGGACUGGACCGAGAGGCAGACGGAGGUCAGGAGGACGCCGAACGAUAGCAACACGUCUGAUGCCUGCGUCCAGACCCGCAGACAGUCCGAGAAACGCAGCUCAAACCUGGACCGUCGGCGGGCUCGCUCGGCCGACCUGGAGAAGUCGAGGCGGUCGCAGCUGACGGUGGUGGACGACCGCUGGAUGACGGAGUACAUGCGCUGCUUCUCGGCCCGGCUGAGGUAGAGACGGGACCUUCCACCCCAGAGCAACCUUUUUAAACAUGUCUCCUUAUCACAGCAGAAAUACCAGACGGUGGGACACGGGUUUAUUAGGAUGUCAGGCUGAAACAACAAGAAAAUCAAACCUCUUUACAAGUCUAGUUUUAUUAUGUGACGACAAAAGUGAGAGGGGGAACGGGGGAAAAAUGACCCUAGUUUUACAACAGAAAAUAAACCAUGAAGGUCAUCAAACAUGUAAAUAAUUUCAGGACUGGCCUGGCCCACGGGCAGGAGGGUAUUUGAAAAAAUGUAAAGAGCACGACAUGUCAACAGUAAUCUGUGAC
Messenger RNA from Cheilinus undulatus (humphead wrasse), 1340 nucleotides. It is a transcript of the gene ccsapa, whose product is annotated as centriole, cilia and spindle-associated protein a. Gene Ontology annotation, molecular function: microtubule binding. The transcript is spliced from 4 exons. Gene Ontology annotation, cellular component: ciliary transition zone; cytoskeleton; centriole. Bases 161 to 1021 code for a protein of 286 amino acids. Gene Ontology annotation, biological process: regulation of mitotic spindle assembly. Lineage: Eukaryota; Metazoa; Chordata; Actinopteri; Labriformes; Labridae. The record is from RefSeq and is a predicted model, not a curated record.